AUGUUUUUGGACGUAACGACAGAUGCAACACUGGAAGGAUCCUCUAUGGGACCCCUAAGUCUGCCUUAUAGUCAGGAGCCUGUGGUGUUUCCACGCAUCGUUCAUGUAUCUGAUGUGAGGGUAUCUUAUGAAGGCCGUGCAGUUAUCUCUCGACAGAAAAGGAACAUCUUUUUCCCAAGUGGAGUCAAACUGUGCGCACAAGAAACCGCUCAGCAGGUUGUUGCAAACCAUCUGAGCUACUUUCUUCUCAGAGUGUGCCAGGAGACCAUAUGGGAGGCUUUCAAGAUCUUCUGGGACCGCCUCCCAGAGCAAGAAGAGUACCAAAACUGGAUGAGCCAAUGCCAGGAGGGCAAAGUCAUGGCACAAGAUAUUGGCAGCUACUUUAGCCAAUCAGAGGAGCACCAGGCUCUGGUUAAAAAGAGAAUGUCGCAGCCAGGUUUGAAAAGCGAACCCACCAGUUCGUGGCAACAUAUGUGCAGCACCCCAACACCGGUCACAUCAGCAGCUCCUGAGCUAGAGGACGUAGCUAAAGGAGAAAAGGGGGAGGAAGCAGCCACCGUUGUCCCAGAGGUGGAGGAGAGUACACUGAACAACGAUAUUGCCCUGCAGCCUCCCACACCCACUGUGCUGGAGCAGGUGGUGGAGCUCAGCAUCCUCCUGACCGGAGAGAUGUACAGCGAUGACCUCGAGGAUCCAGCCAGCCUCCAGUUCCAAACACUCAGUAGACAGCUUGCUGAAAAGAUAGAGGAUGCCCUGGAGGGGCUUCCUGGAUUUAAGGGUGUGUCUGUGCUGGACUUCAGGCCCCAGAAGGACACCCAAGGGCUGGAUGGCGUGAUAGUGGACUAUGCUGUCACAGUGGUGGUGGAUGGAGCAGGGGUGAGCACCGACCAACUGGACUACCUGACCUUGCAGUCGAACCGGGUGGAGAACUUGUACCGUGAGGUCAAGGAGCCCCCCACAGUGGCGUACACCAUCAGCGAGGUCAAAACCUUUGUCUCUGAAGCCCUGCAUAACAGCGAGGUGGAGAGCGUGUUUGAGAUCCCAGAGUCUUUCAACGCUGCACACGGACCCGCGGUCAGUGUUGUCAACGAGCCACCAGAGGUCAUGAGCCUGGAAGAAGACAUCCAAAAUGACGUCCUGCUUGAGCCCUCUGAAACCAACACAGCGGCAACAUCAGAAAAUGACAUUGUUGUUCUGGAGGAGAGUACUGUUGUGUCUCCUGCUCCUGUCCUGACCACCAUUGCACCUGAAGCUGACAGCAUUGAGGAGGAGGGUCUGUUGCUCAAGGACACUGUGCAGACUCCUGCUGUAGAGAACCCUGCAACAGAGGAGCUCCAAGCUGAACUGUCCUCCCCUGAGCUGCCAGAGGAUGUCACACUGCCAGAACCGCCAGUGGAGAUUGAGGCCUCCGGCUCAGGCACAGGCGACCUGGAAAACCUGCUACGGCCUGCUUCAGAAGAUGAAAUGACAACAGAUUAUGUUGCUGUAGGUGCAGAUGCUAUAUCUGAAGCUGACACAAAGGAAGUGGGAGAGGAGCCUACUGCUGCAGACGCAGUGAUUCUUGAAGAAGACCGUCCUACUGAGGUUGUGGUGAAUGAAGCAGAGAUCGCAGAGGAGCUGGAGAUCUCCACAAUUGCAUCCAAAACCACAGAAGAAGAAGGCCUGCCUGUCCUAGUCCCACCUACUGAGGCUGUAGAUGUAGCAAGUGAAGCAGAAACCGGUCUGCUUCCUUUUGGUGAAGACUCAGUGGAGGGGACAGCCGAAGAUUCAUACCUCACAGAUGUUCCACUUGCAGAUGAAGUGGCAAACCCAGAAAAUGCAGCCAUUAAUGUGGUGUUUUCCAAUCCUGAAAAAUCUGAAAAUGGUGAGGACUCUGUAUUUGAAGAUGGUGGCAUGGAGGAAGCAACAGAGAGCGAGGGACACAAGGUGACGGAAGACCCAGAAAUAUCUGAAGCUCCGGCUGUAGAGAAAGAGGCCCCGGAAGCUCCUCAGAUCUCAACAGAAGAUCUCACGGAGGAUGAGAUCUUCCUGGCGAACAACGAUGAACCAAAACCACCAGUGACAGCUUCUUUGAGCCCUGCCCAACCAACCACCCUGUCUCCAGAGAGAGAGUCACCUUUCACCCAUAUCGCUGAUGUUAAACCUGCCUCUGAGGAGAAACCUGACACCAUCAUCCCCUCACUGGUGGAGAUCAAGACCUCUAACGAAAGCUUGGAUGAUUCCACCAAUGGAGACCAGGGCUAUGACGUGGUUCAUUAUGGUUAUGGUCUGAUUAACCACACAGAGGAGGGCAGCACUGGAUUCCCGUUUGGUGUGGCACAUGGCACAGACCAGGCCAGUAUCGCCCUGCCUGUAAACCCUGGACGAGCACUUAUGGUGUUCUUCAGCCUGAGGGUGACAAACAUGAUCUUCUCAGAGGAUCUCUUUAACAAGAGCUCCCCAGAGUACAAAGCUUUGGAGCAACGCUUUCUAGAGCUGCUUGUGCCCUACUUGCAGUCCAACCUGAGUCACUUUGAGAACCUGGAGAUUCUGAACUUCCGAAACGGCAGCAUUGUGGUCAACAGUCGGAUGAAAUUUGGGAAACCUGUGCCUCGUGGCGUGACUACCACUGUCUAUCUUAUCCUGGAAGACUUCUGUAACACAGCCUACCAGACCAUGAACUUGGCCAUCGAUAAGUACUCGCUGGAUGUGGAAUCAGGUGACCAAGCCGACCCCUGUAAGUUCCAGGCGUGUAACGAGUAUGCGGAGUGUAAGGUGAACAAGUGGUCGGGGGAAGCAGAGUGUGUCUGCAACGCAGGCUACUUCAGUGUAGAUGGCCUGCCCUGUCAGAGUAUCUGUGAGCUGCAGACUGACUUCUGCCUCAAUGACGGCAAGUGUGACAUCAUCCCUGGCCAGGGAGCCAUCUGCAGGUGUCGCGUUGGGGAGAACUGGUGGUACCGAGGAGAACACUGUGAGGAGUACGUAUCCGAGCCGCUGGUGGUCGGCAUAGCGAUCGCCUCCGUAGCUGGCUUCCUGUUGGUGGCCUCCGGAGUGAUCUUUUUCCUGGCCAGGACAUUACGGGAUCAGUAUGACAAGGAUGAGUCAGAGGACCCCAUAAGGCGAGCAGAGAGUCUCCCAUCUUUGGAGAGGGCGACCAAGUACAAUCCCAUGUAUGAGAGUGAGGCCACCACAGGCUAUAGCCACUACUACCGCCGCUAUCCGGAAGCUCCAAUCUACAGCAGUACCAGCGCUGAGGCUUCCACUGACGUCAGCAGCGAGGAGAUACGGCACAUCUAUGAGAACAGUGAACUGACCAAGGAGGAAAUCCAAGACAGGAUACGUAUCAUUGAGCUUUACGCUAAGGACCGGCAGUUUGCAGACUUUGUACGGCAGCAUCAAGCUGUCCUGGACACCCGCAGAGAGAGCUCGUCUUCACAGACAUGAAACUCUGCUGUGAACAACGAGAAACAUACAUCUAUCUUAAAAAAGUGAAGCUCCCUGUCAAGACUUUCCUCUUCUUGGCCAUGGUUCUUGGAGCCAGGACUGCACUGUUUAAAGGGACUGUCAUUCAGUACACUAUUAUUUUCCCAUUGAAGGGCCCCUCUCUGUGUCUGCGUCUGUCCCUGCCUGUGUGGGCAGAGGUGUUGACUGUUCUUCCUCCUUCCUCUGUGCCUUCUCUUGACUGGGUGAGCUGGUGUGUGACAUCAAGCGAUGUGUUUUGCUGCUCGUCUACUGGACGUCUCCCUUUAAGGAAAGCUGGACCGCGUCCUAUUACUUGAAACGUUGACAGACACAUAACAAUACUGUGUAGUGCUUUUGCUUAGUGGCAUAAUGGUUUAGUUUCAUCAUAUCCUAUUUGUCCAUUCUUAAAAGGGAAGAACAUAAAACUGUAAAUAUGUAUAUCACGUUACUUUGAGGCUCUUUUCUAGUUAGGAUAUUAUUUAAACAGUUUUCUCUACUCUCUUGUCCCUCCAAGGCUCCAAUUGACUCUUUUGGUCUUCUUAGAGAGGCGCUGAGGGAGUUGCUGCUUUUUAGUCAAUGGUGCUAUCUUUACAACACUCUUCGAAAUGUAGUGGUCUAUAAUGACUAAUUUUUGCAAUUUAAAAGCAACACCAAUGGAUCAACUCUGUGUAUUAAAGUACUAAUGUGCAUUAAAGGAAUAGUUCUUAAUUUUAGGAAAUAUGAAUAUUUCCUUUCUGGCAAAGAGAUCGAUCAAAUUCUCAUAUUGGUCUGUGAAUAUGAAGCUUCAGCUCGCCUGGCUCUGUCUAAAGGUAAAGGACAAUAUGUACUCUGUUAUUUAUGGAGCGUUAGAGAUGCUGGUAGGUGGAUUUUGUAACCAGUGGACAGAUCCAGGCUAACUGAUACCCCUUGUUUCCAGUCUUUGUGCAAAGCUAAGCUAAAUGGCUGCUGGAUGUAGCCUUAUAUUUCAUGUACAGAUAUGAAAAUGGUAUUGAUCUUUCCGUCUCAAUCUCUAACAGAAAGCAAAUAAGUGUUUUUCCCAGAAUGUCAAACCAUACCAUUCAUCGUUGUAAAAGCAGCAUUUCACAAUCUGAACUAUAAGUGGAAGGCUUUCUACUGGCAGGUGAUUUUUCUGCCUUUUUAAGAGCUCCAUCAAUCAGAAGAUUUGGUGUAUGUUUGUAAAUGUAUGGCGUGGCACACAUGAGAGAAUGAAAACAGUGGUGAGGUGAGACAGAGAGCAUGAACCCUCUAUAGCUCUGGGAUCCAGAAAUAAGGGAAAACACGUUUCACUGGAAAAAUGCUCUGGGGCAGGCGGCCCAGGGAUUUGAUCAAAUGGUCUGCUUUCAGAUGUCAUAUGUAAUGCAACUGAAAAAAUAGGCUGAUAAACAUUUGCUCUUUGGAAAUACAACCUGAAGCUGCGUCUCCUGCUGAGAAAAACCUCAAGGUUACCAGCGAUUCUUCAUAAAAUAAUAUCUGCCCUCUGACUACUUGUUCGGUGACGAUGCUCCUCCUCAAUCUGAAACCUUCUGACAGACUUAUUGCAGUGUUUUCUUUGGUAUUUUCCUACGUUCCUCGCUGGGCUUGUUGUGCUUGACCCCUCUUGUCCCUUGAAUGGAUCCUCACAGCUGCAGCUGAUUACGAUCUGUAGGUUUUCGUUUGUUGUCAGCCAGUCUUACCGUCAGUUCUGUUAGGAGGUCAGAAUCAGACACGUAGAUCAUGUCCUAGCUUCUUGUUUACAUUACACGGUUCUAGUCCUCUGCUCUUCUUUUAGACAUCUACACAGGCGAUAAACACUGGUGAAGCAGACUCUUGUGACUGAGUCAUGCCUUUCGCAAUCUGCAUAUACAAUCUUAUUUUUAUAUGCAUGCUUUUUGUGUGUCUGCAUACGUUAUUUGUCAACAUUCUCCAUCUGCCACCCGGACAAAACAGCCAAUCAUCCCAUAUAGUCUUCUGUCAUGUAAAUAAAUAUAUAUACUGUAUUAUUAACAGUUACAUUGUAGCAUUGUGAAUCGUGUGUGUCUCAAAUAUUUCAAUGUAUAUGAAUAUAUUCUUUUUAUACUGAUAACUGUUUCACCAUUUUAACAGUGUUACCAUAACGUGCAGCUGUGUACAUCACUAAUAAGA
This is a messenger RNA of Xiphias gladius (swordfish), 5562 nucleotides long. It is a transcript of the gene impg2a, whose product is annotated as interphotoreceptor matrix proteoglycan 2a. Lineage: Eukaryota; Metazoa; Chordata; Actinopteri; Istiophoriformes; Xiphiidae. The coding region runs from base 1 to 3423 and encodes 1140 amino acids. Gene Ontology annotation, molecular function: heparin binding; hyaluronic acid binding. Gene Ontology annotation, biological process: visual perception. The transcript is spliced from 22 exons. The record is from RefSeq and is a predicted model, not a curated record.